UGAAUUUUUCAGCUCAAGUUGCUGUUCUUGUUUGGAUCAGAUUCAGAUCUGUAAAUGUUAGGUGUGAGGGAUGCUCCACCAGUUCGUUACAGCCUAGCUUUCAUUUGAUCUGUCUUUUGCGUAAUUUUGAAGAUUAAUCAUCUAGUCGGUAGCAAAAUUUUAGUAACGUGCAUCCGAUUUCUUUGAUCGGCUAUUUAAAUGGAAGUUAUAGCAUUUUUAAUUUGAGCCCAAGGUUAGGGUUUUAGUGCAGAUUGAAUAUCAAUUAGAUACUGUGAAGUGUGAUCCGAAGAAGAUGGCUACACAGGGUACUACUGGAGCAAACAAUGCUACUACCAGACCGCCGCCGAAUCCUUCUCCUUUACGUACUGCGAAGUUUUUCCAGGCCAACAUGAGGAUAUUGGUUACUGGAGGAGCUGGUUUCAUUGGCUCUCACCUAGUGGAUAGAUUGAUGGAAAAUGAAAAGAACGAGGUGGUGGUUGUAGAUAAUUACUUCACAGGAUCAAAGGACAAUCUAAAACAAUGGAUUGGUCAUCCCAGAUUUGAGCUUAUUCGUCAUGAUGUCACAGAGCCAUUGUUGAUUGAGGUCGAUCAAAUAUAUCAUCUUGCUUGUCCUGCUUCCCCUAUUUUCUACAAACAUAAUCCAGUGAAGACAAUCAAGACAAAUGUGAUUGGAACUUUGAACAUGUUGGGACUUGCCAAGCGAGUUGGAGCAAGAAUUUUGCUGACUUCAACUUCGGAGGUUUAUGGAGAUCCUCUUGUGCAUCCUCAAGAUGAGAGCUAUUGGGGAAAUGUUAACCCCAUUGGAGUUAGGAGCUGUUAUGAUGAGGGAAAACGAGUAGCUGAGACUUUGAUGUUUGACUAUCAUAGGCAGCAUGGAAUAGAAAUACGGAUUGCUAGAAUCUUCAAUACAUAUGGACCUAGGAUGAACAUUGAUGAUGGUCGUGUUGUCAGCAAUUUCAUAGCUCAAGCAAUCCGCAAUGAACCAUUGACCGUUCAAUCACCUGGGACUCAGACUCGGAGCUUCUGCUACGUCUCUGACAUGGUUGAUGGGCUUGUUCGGCUUAUGGAAGGAAACAAUACAGGCCCAAUCAACAUUGGAAAUCCAGGUGAAUUCACGAUGCUUGAACUUGCAGAGAAUGUGAAAGAGUUGAUAAACCCAGAAGUGAAAAUCAUACAUGUGGAGAACACACCUGAUGAUCCAAGGCAAAGAAAGCCAGUGAUCACCAAAGCAAAGGAGUUGCUAGGUUGGGAGCCAACAGUGAAGCUGGUUGAUGGGCUUCCGCGUAUGGAGGAAGAUUUUCGCAAGAGGCUUGGAAUCCCUAAAAAUGCAUAAGAACUUCAUACUAUUGUUUUUGGCUGCAAUUUCAUCCUUCAUCCUCUCUCUGUGUGUGUCUGUUUUGUAGUUUCUACGUUCACAUAUAUAUAUAUAUACUCUCUGAGUAACGAAUGAUGUGUUGGUGGUGAAUGAUGGUAUGUCUUAGAAUGGAUACAUGGACAAUUCGCUA
Molecule: messenger RNA, 1505 nt
Organism: Cynara cardunculus var. scolymus (artichoke)
Lineage: Eukaryota; Viridiplantae; Streptophyta; Magnoliopsida; Asterales; Asteraceae
Product: UDP-glucuronic acid decarboxylase 6-like
Exons: 13
Coding region: 293-1333 (346 amino acids)
Biological process (GO): D-xylose metabolic process
Cellular component (GO): cytoplasm
Molecular function (GO): UDP-glucuronate decarboxylase activity; NAD+ binding
Source: RefSeq, a predicted model, not a curated record